Messenger RNA from Meira miltonrushii, 647 nucleotides. RefSeq lists its product as uncharacterized. The transcript has a single exon. Lineage: Eukaryota; Fungi; Basidiomycota; Exobasidiomycetes; Exobasidiales; Brachybasidiaceae. The record is from RefSeq and is a predicted model, not a curated record. Bases 311 to 523 code for a protein of 70 amino acids.
GCAAGGUGCAUCGAAAAGGCUGAGGUUCGAACUUGAGCGCUGACAUGUUGUGUAGGAGAUCGAACAUUAAUUGCAACAAGGGACGUAGUCCCCCGCGAUCUGGUAAGAAGAUUCUAACACACAUUGAAAAUGAUCAAUCGCCGAGCGCAUUAAAAGACUUUUUGCUCUUUCUUAAGGAGGGGAAACAAUACAAAUACAAUUAUCAAGCCCACGUUGAUCUGUGCAGGCAACGAAAAGACAAAAUGAAAAAGCUGUAUUCAAUAUGAGUUGGGAAGGAGUAUGGAUCUGAAAUCUGUUCAAAAACUCUACAAUGAUCGCGACUCGGACAUUCACUUUUCUUCUUUCGACCUCAUUCCCAUUUCCCUUUCUUGCACAUAAUUACCCCUCAUUGGCUCUGUACAUGCAAAAUGGAGAAAGGUGGAACUGGAGAUGCAUCCCAAAGCUCUCAGAUGACAUCCAAGCCAAGGAGGCAGCUAUGCAUGAAAAAGCCAGAUUCUCAGAAAUCGACUCAAUCACAACGUGAUCCAUUACGUUGGAUCAGAAAAGAGAAAGCUUCAUCAUCUCAGUCGAUAUCCGUCAAGGCUGAGCCUCCGCCAACUCCACGCAAAAUCAAGAAAGAGGAAAAAGCGAUCGUGAUUGACCUUUGC